Molecule: messenger RNA, 3398 nt
Organism: Setaria italica (foxtail millet)
Lineage: Eukaryota; Viridiplantae; Streptophyta; Magnoliopsida; Poales; Poaceae
Product: probable LRR receptor-like serine/threonine-protein kinase At4g36180
Exons: 4
Coding region: 277-3027 (916 amino acids)
Molecular function (GO): protein binding
Source: RefSeq, a predicted model, not a curated record
UCAACACAUGCCGUUUAUGGUCGCGUCCGGGCAGCUUGAAAUUGGGUUCCUAGUUGAAUGAUUCUCCUCUCCAUGUCACUCUCUGUUGACACUAGCUGGCCACUACAAGCAAGUCUUCGUGGCGGCAAGUCUUCGACAGUAAGUGUGUUUGGACGGGAAAAGACGGCAGUAAUCAUCUUCCACAGUAGUGCACUAAACUGCUAGCCAGUCUAGAUGGCUCUGCGCAGAACAUUUCCAAGAGCAUAGUGGGAGCUGAGCUGAAAGGGGCGAAGGGCCAUGGGGAACCCCUGGAGCUGGUGUUGGAUUCUCGUGUGUCUCUGCGUGGUCUGUGACGGGUGUUUGCACGAGGAGAGAAGCGCGCUUCUGGACAUUGCUAAUGAGUUCUCAAUGCCGGGGUGGCCUACACUGAACUGGAAUGGUGAAAACUGCUGCUCCUGGGAGAGGGUGACCUGCGACCCGGGAACAGGCCGUGUCAAGGCCCUCGACCUUGCAGGAGCUGGGUUGUUCCUACAAUUACAACUCAACACUACUAUGUUCCUUCCCUUCCAGGAACUGCAGAAUCUGUCCUUGAGUAACCUUGAUAUACAGGGAUGUGUACCUGGUGCAGGUUUUGAUGUGUGGUCUAAUUUACGCAAAUUAGAAAUUCUUGACCUAUCUGGAAAUCAGAUGAAUGAUAGUACUAUAUCAUCCUUGCUUGGUCUUCCAUCACUGCGGUCCCUAUUCCUUAGUGGCAACAUUAUCACCAGUGCACAAAUUAUCAAAAGAUUGAGCAAAAGAAAGAUGGAUGUUAUUGAUCUAAGCUGGAAUAUAAUUGUCGGCAACAUAUCAAGAGAGAUUUGCAAUAUGACAAAUCUUCAAGAGCUACAUCUGAAUGGAAAUUUUUUCUUUGGGGAGCUUCCGCCAUGCAUUACAAACCUUACUUCCCUUAGAGUUCUUGAUGUUUCACACAAUCUUUUAACAGUUAGGUUUCCCUCUCUUAACUUAGCAAAUAUGUCCUCACUCGUGCAUCUAUCCCUUUCUCAUAAUCAGCUUGAAGGAAUGCUACUCCUUAGUUCCUUCUCAAAAUAUAUUCGACUGAAAUACUUGGGACUUUCAAGCGAUAGUACUAACUUUCAAUUACGAACCGAGACUCCAGCUGCAAAUAUAUCAGUUCAGCUUCAGGUUCUUGAACUAUCUAACUGCAAUCUAAAUGAAAAUUCUGGUGUACCAAGUUUGUUGUUGCAUCAGCAUGAAUUGUACUUGAUUGAUCUGUCAAACAAUUAUCUAAGCGGUCAUUUCCCUAUGUGGUUGAUAGAGAACAAUACAAAGCUGUCAUACUUGAAUUUGCAAAAUAACUUGUUUGUUGGUCCACUAGUUCUUCCAUCCAAAGUAAAUAAGAACUUAUCUUGGUUAGACGCAUCUUGCAACAUGUUAAACAAAGAAAUUCCUAUGGACAUCAACAUCACGUUGCCAAAUCUUGACCACUUAAACUUAUCAAGAAAUUAUUUUCAAGGUCCACACUCUUCAGCUUUUAGUUACAUGAAGAAUCUCUCAAUUUUAGACAUUUCUUACAACAAUAUUUCAGAUCACAUAGCAGCUAGUUUCAUUGGAACUCAAUCAGGCCUCACUGCUUUAUUUUUAUCCAGCAACAGCUUCCAUGGCCCACUCCCUGAAGUCUUGAACUUGACAUCCAUGCAAUCUUUAGUUCUAAGUAAUAAUAGCAUAUCCGGAGAGAUUCCCACUAGUAUUUGUGGAAACGCAAAUCUUGGUGCGGUUGAUUUUAGCAAUAACAAACUGACCGGGUCUGUCCCAAAUUGUAUAUGUCAAAUCGAAAACCUUUAUAUCCUUAAUCUAAGAGGGAACCAACUUUCUGGAUCAAUCCCAUCAGAUAUAUGCAACCUUCGACAACUUCAGUUUCUUGAUCUCUCGAAAAACCUUCUUUCUGGUCAGAUACCCUCUUUGCCCAAUUUGACAUAUCUACAUCUAAGUGAGAAUAAUUUCAAUGGAACAUUUCCGUUGCCCUUGUCAUUCAAUUCUUAUCUGAAGACAAUUGAUCUUCGAUAUAACCAAUUGGGUGGUGCAAUCCCAAGCAGUAUAGCUGAGGCUUUUCCGGAGCUAAGAGUGUUACUGCUGAAAGGAAACAUGUUUGAAGGGAUGAUUCCAUACCAAAUAUGUCGUUUGAAGUAUUUGCGGCUGCUAGACCUGUCUAAUAAUAUGCUAUCGGAGCAGAUACCUUCAUGCUUGAGCAGUAUGGGUUUAUUUGGAGAUUUAUAUUCCUUCCAAUACAGUGAUACCAUUCAUACCAAUAGCUCUGUUGAAAUACCCAACAGCAUCCUAUACCAGAUAUUCCAACUUGGUUAUUCCUCAGAGUUCAAUGCUUCUUUAUUGGAAACGGACCAGGAGGAAUUCACGACAAAAAGUAGGCAAGAUUAUUACAAGGGUAACAUUCUCAACUUCAUGUCUGGAUUAGACUUCUCUUCAAACCAGUUGGAAGGAUCCAUUCCUGAAGGUAUAGGUGGCAUGCAAUGGUUACGGGCACUAAAUUUUUCGAACAAUUCAUUGAUUGGACCAAUACCAAAGUCCUUAUCCAACUUAACCAACCUUGAGAGCUUGGAUCUAUCACAGAAUAGCUUGACAUGCCAAAUACCACAGGAGCUAGCAGCGCUACAAUCACUGGAGGUCUUCUCGGUGGCAUACAACAACCUGUCAGGUCCUACACUGGGUACCAAGGGACAGUUCAUCACAUUUGAUCAGAGGAGCUACGAGGGUAACCCUGGCCUCUGCGGCCCACCUCUACUGAAGAUCUGCUCCAUCACGCCGCCAUCGAUUCCUCUGCCUGAAGUGGAUGACCAUCAUGAUAGAAUUGGUGAUCUAAUAUUGUUUGGCUCUUCAGCGUUGUUCUACGCAAUUGGGUUCUGGACGUCCUUGGCUGUGCUUUACUUCAAGAGAAGCUGGCGAUGGGCGCUGUUUUUAGCUGUGGACAGGUUCACCGAUCUUCUGAUGGUUAGAAUUGCUAUACUGAUGAAAAGGUUCCAUAGCACCGAUUGAGCUUUCCGGAAUCUGAACUGUUUAGUAACUGCUGAUACGUUCAGAGUCACACCUGUUGGCUCAGAUUAGAGUAAAUAAGAGUUGUAAGCCUCUUUUUUAGAAAAAGAAAGAUGUGUGGGGCACAACAAGCUGGUAAUGCUCUGCCUCUGUGGCUUGUCUGCUCUUUGAUCAAACAUAUGAACUCUGUUUGCUAGGAUAUCUGAUGUGAUGAUGUAAACCGAUAUAUGAUGGCAUGUUGUAAACCGUGUGAUAUUCUUGUUGGACAUUUGCCAGCGCGUGAAUCAGCACAAACAGUUUCAGCAGCAUGAUUCGGCGGGGGUAAAAACUCAUCAGAUUCCAGUUUAUGUUACACCAAUCCUAUUCCCAGUUUA